AUGGCGGCUAUGGCCAGUCGCUCUCUCCCUUUAGAGGCACCUCGAAAUCGAAUGGGAAGCUCUUUGGCAAGGCCGGCAGGGCCUUUUGCUCGCACCCCGAAUAGCACCAUCCUCGCUUCGGGUGGUGCCACAGUAACGAAUCCUCAAUCAAUCCAUGCGUCAAACAGGAGUCAUGGAUCUGUGCCACCUGGUCGCCGAUCGAGUGAGCAGCGACCCACCACGCCGUCCGGGACUGGACGCCGAGACGAGCCACGCAGCUCCACCAGCGGCACUUUUGAUGGCUUUCGCAGCGCAGAUGCGAGCACUCGCAGCCGCAGCGUUGCCGGAUCGAAAGGCUCCAGGUACGCGACAGCAACUCGUGAAGGCCUUAAUUCAGGCGGAAGCUCCGGCUCCACCUGCGACAAGUGCGAUGGCAAACAUCCCACAGAGAGGUGCCCGCACUUCCAGAAAGACCGAGAGAAGCACAAGGAUGCGUGGGUCAACUACGGGUGCAAGAGCAACCCACAUCAGAUGGGCGGGAGUGGGGGUAACUUCGUGCUCAGGAGCGCUCGCGUCAUCCCUCAACCCGGGGAUGGCAAUUGCUUGUACCACUCGAUGAGCUACGGCCUGAGGAACUGCACCGCGGCCAGUCUGCGCCGCGAGCUGGCAGACUUCCUGCGCCACAAUCCCUCACUGCAAAUCGCCGGGGACUCCUUGGAGGAGUGGGUCAGAUGGGAUUCCAACUCCGCCGUAAACGAGUAUACGCGACGCCAAGCGGUGACUGGCUGGGGCGGUGGCAUAGAGAUGGCGUGCUGCUCGCAUUUGAAGAACGUGAACAUUCAUGUUUAUGAAAGUAUGGGAAGGCUUUCCUCUGAGUUCAAGCGCAUUUCGUGCUUUGACGCGCCGAAUGCAGAGCGAACCAUCCAUGUACUCUACCAGGGCGGCCUGCACUAUGACGCGCUACAGCCCUUGUGA
Effrenium voratum is the source of this 954-nucleotide messenger RNA. The record is from the annotation of a GenBank genome assembly. NCBI's taxonomy places the organism in Eukaryota, Dinophyceae, Suessiales, Symbiodiniaceae.